Molecule: messenger RNA, 5248 nt
Organism: Anguilla rostrata (American eel)
Lineage: Eukaryota; Metazoa; Chordata; Actinopteri; Anguilliformes; Anguillidae
Product: WW domain binding protein VOPP1-like
Exons: 5
Coding region: 617-1132 (171 amino acids)
Cellular component (GO): cytoplasmic vesicle membrane
Source: RefSeq, a predicted model, not a curated record
UGCUGGUCCUUGCCUAGGGUUGCAGACCCCUGUUACGAGCCUGGUGCACUGCUCUCUGCAUUUGAGUUUGCAAAUUCGUUGAAUGGUGGUCGCUUUGGUUUGUGGUGGGAGACGCUUCUGUUAAAUUUGGAUUCAGUGGACACAGCACGAGAGUUCCUCUGGAGUUCACCUCUGCCUGGUCGCUCAGCUGUUCCUGUCCUCUCACUGCCGCUUUCCAUCUUUGGAGAUAAUUCCCAGACAAUGGGCGUGGAUUAGUAAAUUAUACAUCGUUCUUCUCUUUGUGUUUGUGACUCGAGUGGCUUUCUGUUUAAUGCGGUCAGAGAGGUAUGCUCUCAGUGACCAUGCUAUUUUAAUAAAUCGCUUUAAAUAUGUUUGACCUAAGUGGGGGAUUUAAGAAGACGUGGUAUUAACUAGAGCUAGAACAUUAUCCUACACUGACAGCGGGGAUACGUGGUCUCGCGCUUGUUUUCGUACACUCAACACGAACGGAUGCGCGCAGGAAGCCGCCGUUUUGCUUUUUAAUGUUGCGCUCCUCUCGCGCGAUAUGAAGUCUACAUUGUGAUAUAGAACCAUAAUUAUUCCUCUUUGAGCGGAGUUGCCAAAGAACAAAAGAGAAAUGAAGACUGAACUGUCUGGAAUUAUCUUGACGCUCUGGAUAUUUUUAGAGAUUUUGCAGUGCACAGAAGCCAAGAAGUACUGCUGGUAUUUCGAGGGUGGCUACCCCAUCUAUUUUAUAUGCCGUUCCUAUGAAGACUGCUGUGGAACUCGCUGCUGCGUCAGAGCCCUCUCCAUACAGAGGCUAUGGUACUUCUGGCUGCUGUUGAUGAUGGGCGUGCUGUUCUGCUGUGGAGCCGGAUUCUUCAUCCGCAGACGCAUGUACCCCUCCCCCCUCAGUGAGGAGCCCGCCUUCAACGUGUCCUUCACCAGACAGCCUGUUACCACACCAGGGUCCCAGUCUGGCAUGCAGAACUACGGAGACCUAGGCGGAGCAAUGACGACUCCCCUCGCCCCCGCCUACCAGGUGCAGCCCAACUCGCCCCACAUGAUGGCCCCCUACCCUCCGCCGCCCUCUUACUGCAACCACCCGCCCCCGCCGUACGAACAGGUGUUCCAGACCUCGGAGAAGAAGUAGGCGCGGGCUCCGCGGUCCCGCGAACAGAGACGCCAUCGCGCGCCCCGCCCCAAGCACCCUCCCCGGUUUUCCUUUACGCGUGUGGUGACGUGCGCACGGCGCGGCCGGCCCCCAGUCAGGGACGAGGAAGAGGAUGCUCGUGCUCCACGAGCUCCACGCGCAGGCCCUCCGCAGCGGGACCCCCCUGACCCCAGGGGGCGUGGUCGCCGGCGGGAAGACGUCACGUGACGGCUUGACGGACAGCCCUGAUCUGAAGCCUGCGGCGCGGAUUGCGUGCAGGAAAGCUGAGCUGUGUUCAUGAUCCACUCGUGUUCUCUCUCUGUCUGUCUCCCCGUCACCUUUCUGAAAUUACAUGUUACAUGACCUGAGUAGAAACAACUGACUGGAUGUAGUGAUUUUCACCACAGUGAGUGACAUUCUGGGUGACCAGUGGGACCUGUAGACUUGGUAUAGGCUUUAGUGCCACGAGCACUGGACCGUUAAACCUCUUGAAUUACUGAGCCGCGUGAGCGUGUAUGUGUGUGUGUGUGUGUAUGUGUGUUUGGCGAGGGUGGGGUGGGGGGGCUGUGGGUGCGGUGUACUUUUGUAAAUACCAAGAGGAUACAACAAGAGAUUUCAACAACACUUGGUGUGGUUCAGAAGACAGCAGUUCAGCUGUACAAAUCUUUAUAUGUCACAAUGAUGGUUGAUAGGCUGUGCUUUUUUAAUGUUCCUCUUACAAACCAGAACUGAGUGUCGACUGGGCCCAAGUGGCUCCAAAAGAAGAACUUCAGUAUCUCCACCAUCAGGCAUCAUGUCUAAAACUAAACACUAAUUUGCAGAUGUGGAUACUCAUAAAGCUGUUAGAUGCCAUUUGUGUAAUUCUGCACAGUAUAUGGAAAAUCAAAAGUGGUUACACUCACUUUAACGCACGCACCGUCCCUGUAUAAUAUUGGGAGGUGGACAGCAGGACCAGAGUUACUUAGAAAAUCUGCAUAAAAGGGUGGAGGCCAUCACAGUCAGGGAGGAGAAACUUAUCGGAACUAGAAAACCAUCUAAUAAAUGUAAGCCGGUUAAGAAUUUAAUGGUUCAAAGGGUUUUUCUGAAGACACUCACUUGCAUUUGAUUAAUGAAUUCCAUCCGAAAGGUCAUUGGGCAUCUGACUUUGUAAUCCACUCAUGCUUAGAAAGAAAUGUAAGAUUAUUCAUAAACCCUCUCAGCGGGGAUCUGGUAGUACUAAGCUAAUUGCACAGCUCCCGUGAAGGCAAGAGAACUCAUCUCGAUUUAUCACAACUGUUACGUUUGUUGAAAUCUUUUUACAGAGGGUGGUAAAUUUGACAGGCCCAAUUUCAUGCAGUAUGUUAAGCACAGAUAAAAAGCCCAGUGCCGAGAUGUCUGUUAGAAGGGAAGCGCUUCCUGCUUUUUUUUACAGUGUCGGUGCGGAAUAAAAUUGAACGCUUUGAACUAAAACCCCGGCCUGAACCAGCAUAAAAAUAAAUAAACCUACGUGUGAUGAUUCAACCUGAAAGAUUCAAUUAAAAUCAUUAAUCUGCACGAUCGUUAAUGAUCGUUAAUCUUACUUCUGGAGACUCAGCACUCUCAGGCUGAAUGUGAUCCUGAAAAUGAUUCUCUCCAGGCUUCUGCACGCUUCAAAUGAACUGCUGUUCAGAAUGACGGAGAGCGUCUGAAAGCUCCUUUCCAACAGUCGAAUUGGAAAGGAGCUUGUAACUUUCCGAAAAUCGGAAUUCCGAAGGCUAUGCCCAGUUUCUGCAGCGAUUGGCCAGGUGUGCAAUGGGCAGGGUUGCAGGUGGUCUGCAAGUUCUCAAAAGUCGUUCGCCAUCUGCUAGUGAAAAUCAGAAGAAGAAGAAGCCCAUGGAAUGCUGUGUCUUUGGAACGCAGGACAUUACAAAAUCUGCUUUUUACACUAAUUCAUAUGCGUUCUGAUAAAAUUAACUAUUUUUGCCAUAAUAUUGCAAACAACACAAAUGUUCGACACCUAAAGAAGAUUGGCUCAAAGAAACAGGAGUAUUUAUUUUGUUUUGGUUUAAGUCUGGAUAAACACCCAUCAUAAUCUUCAAAAAAAAGACAAUGGAGUGUCCAUGUUUAUCUAAUGUUGUCUGUUUUUUCCCACAUUUUGGCUCUUUUUUCUCUGUAAAUACAAAAUCCUGCAUUAACGGGGCCACUAAUGACUCUAGUCCUGAUUAUAAACACCCAGAAAUAGCUGAAUUCAUGAAUGGAGAUUGCACAGCAAACAUAACCUCUCUCAUUGCUAAGAUGAUUUCUUAUGUCUAUUUCCUGUUACCCCACCCCCUUUGUAUGACAGACAGCUUCUCAGCCCACUUGGAGUUUAGCUACUUCAAAGAUGGUAUGAACAACACAGAUAGCGUGUCAAACAAGCCAGUUUGUAUGAAGCAUGCUGAAGCCUUCAUUCUCAUGUUCAGUACCUCCCCACGAAAGCAAGUCAUAGCAACAUUUUACUUCUAGAGGACAAAAAAGUAUCUUCAACCAAUAAACAGUGUGUCUUGUUGUUCUACUUUUCAUGAAGGAGAGAUGAGUGGAUUUCAUUGGACAUUUACCUUUAGUCUAUCUCAUCUUAUAUCUGAACAUGCAACCGAACACAAUUGCCACUUAAUCAUGAGCACAACAGUUGAGCUGCAGUCUUCUGUGAAACUGAUUUAAUUGAGCAUGACUGAGGGCUGUCAAAAUCCAACAACAUGAAUUAUCUCUUUAAAAUUCAAAUUCAGAUCAUUAAUUGAAUUUAGGAGAUUUCAGCAACUAUGUUUGCAUGCAGGUAAUAUUCUGAAGGCCUAAGAAUUCAGAAUCUUUGAAUUAUGAAUUUGAACCAGUUGUUUGAAGUUUAAUAUUUCACUCAUAGUUUCCAAUAUCCAGGAUAUUUUUUAUAGAAACUGAAAAAUAAAGCAUUCUUAGUAACCGUCAUACAAAUAUACAGCAGGACAGUUUUGGAUUCAGUUCAUGUUCAAACGCUUAAAACACAAACCUAUUUGUUUUUAUUUAGUUAUCCUGCUAAAUAUUCUUAGUAAUAAUCCAUGCAAUUUGAGUGCUUACUACAUCAGUACUAGUAACUGUACUAGUAACUGUAUAUACUUUUGUGUCCAUAGUUGUUUGUAAGGUAUGUGCAUUCCAAAUAUAUUAUAUGGAGAAUAUUUUGUUACAGAAACAUUAACAGAAUAUCCCAAACCUUUAUUUGGAGGCAUCACGGUAAAACUGAUAUAUUACGCUCAUGGUCAGGUUUUUUUCAUAGCCAGACCAUAUAUGGAGUUAUUGAACAUACACAUUAAUACAGUAAUUCUGUUUUGCAUGUAAACAUGGCCAACUUUUGAAUGGAACCUACACUUACCAGACAUAUACUUUCAACAGUUGGCAACGGAAUGCAAAACCAAACAUUUCUUACCAAAAACAAUAUAUAAAAAUAUCUUCAUCUUGCCAAGUGCCAAGAUAAGUUGAUCAACACACAUUGACAUGGUGUAUAACAGUCGAACAGCUACCGACUAGCUUAUGUCCAACAAAAUACGCCAAUGUCAACAGCAAUAACCUUAGUCGAACUUGUAAAAAAAAAAAAAACAAAUGAGGAAACCUAUCUUUUCUUCUUUGAAACAGUAUCUCAGAAUAAUUUGUCAUGGGUGUGUAGACUGAGUCUCGUAUUGACAACCUGCAGAUUGUUUAUUGCAGGAUACUUUGCACUUGUUCCUGUCGGCCUAUUGAACUGGAGACUGAAACUCAGCAGCCCAGCUGUACAACGGCUUGCUGCAGAAUGGAUUCAUUUCAGCCUACUGUUCAGUUAUUGGUGUCGUGUUUUAAUACCUGAUCGUUUUGUGUCCUUUCCAGUGCAGAGACAAUGGUAGAUAUGAAACAGGAUGGGGGGAGGUGGAAUUAUGACAUAUUAAGUGUUACUGUAUUCCUUUGGAUGUUGUUGCCCAUACAUCUGGCUAAUAUAGUGCGUAUAUCAAUUUACCAUUUUAAUCUAUGCAAUUUGGAGAUUUCAGAUGUAAUUUGUAGCGCUAGUUAGGAUCCGCUUUCACUGUUGGUGGGGUGAUGUCAUCUAAUUAUGUUAUUAAAAAAUGAGAAUAUUUCCUGAUUAUGUACUAAAAUAAUAAAUUUCCCCUCUGUUAAGAACUA